Molecule: messenger RNA, 2472 nt
Organism: Penicillium salamii
Lineage: Eukaryota; Fungi; Ascomycota; Eurotiomycetes; Eurotiales; Aspergillaceae
Source: the annotation of a GenBank genome assembly
AUGCGGCAUGCGGGAUCAGUCAGCGACAUAUACGCGGGCUUUUUUUUCGGUUUCUCCCCCCACCACUCCCCACACUUUCCAGAGCUCUGCAGCGUUCAUAACCUGGCCACUGGUACCAGCCUUCUCCGCGACACCCGUUUCCUCCAUCCGCUCGUUUCCGCAAUGGCCGACAACCAGACCCCUGAAGCGCCCAGCCAACGUGGUGGACGUCGCCGUGGCCGCGGAGGGGCAGCUUCCUCCGGCCGUGAGAACACCCAGAACAACACCGAUGGUGAGAAGCGUUCCAAGCCUCGUACACGAGGCAGUGGCCGGGGUGGCGGAGACAAUGGCCGCCAGACCCGCAAGACCGAACAGACCAGCAAUAAAGACACGCAGUCCAAACUCACGGUGACGUCGGCGACCAAGAAACCAGUGGAAGCUGCCACCGACGAUGCAGACGAUGGCGAGGUCUGCUUCAUUUGCGCCUCUGCUGUCGAACAUACCUCAGUUUCCCCUUGCAACCACCGAACAUGUCAUAUUUGUGCGCUUCGACUGCGCGCACUAUAUAAGAACAAGGCUUGUGCUCAUUGCCGGACGGAAUCAAACUUCGUUGUAUUUACGGAUGAUCCUGCACGACGGUAUGAGGAUUUCCAGAAGAAGGACUUCGCUCGGACGGACGAGAACCUGGGAAUCGAGUACGAGAAUGAUGAGAUUUUUGGAGACACUGUGCUUCUGCUUCGAUACAACUGCCCAGACGAGGAUUGUGAUGUGGCUUGUCUGGGCUGGCCAGACUUGCACCGUCAUGUCAAGUCGAAGCACAACAAAAUGAUGUGUGAUCUUUGCACUCGUAACAAGAAGGUUUUCACACACGAGCAUGAGCUCUUUACUGCGGCGGAGUUGCGAAAGCACGAGAAAACUGGCGACGAUAAGCCUGGAGCUAUUGAUCAAAGUGGAUUCCGGGGUCACCCCGAGUGUGGCUUCUGCCGUCAAAGAUUCUAUGGUGACGAUGAGCUCUACGCUCACUGUCGUGACAGACAUGAACGCUGCCACAUUUGUGAUCGCCGCUCCUCCCACCGCCAGCAGCAAUACUACAUUGAUUACAACGCCCUUGAGAAACAUUUCUCGAAGGACCAUUUCGUCUGUCUUGACAAAGAAUGUUUGGAGAAAAAGUUUGUCGUUUUUGAAUCUCAAAUGGACUUGAAAGCCCAUCAGAUUGAAGCCCAUCCGGAUGGCCUGUCGAAGGACAUUCGCCGUGAUGCAAGAAUGGUUGACCUUGCCGAGUUUGACAACAUGCGCACACCAUUCCAACCGCAGCGCCAGCAGCGUCGCGGGGCUGGCCGCGGUCGUGACCCUAAUGCCGAGCCACUGCCACAAUCUAGUGCACAGCCAUUAACUCGAGCCGAACUUGCAUACCAGCGUCAAAUGGCCAUCCAAAGUUCACAAUCUGUCUCAACACGAACCUUCGGUGGCCAGCUUACCCGAGAAGACGUCCAACCUGUGCGUGCGCCUGAACGCUCAGCCGCUGCCACCCCAGUGCAGUCUCCUCCUGUGUCACGCCAACCACUCCCUACUGCAGCAUUCGAAAAUCUCAACCUUGCUGCCAACUCUGGACCAGCUACACCCCAGGAUCAGGCCCGCCGAAUGCGCCAUGAGGCUGUGGUUCAACGUGCAUCCAGCCUUCUUCGCAACGAUGCCACCAAGCUCAGCGAGUUCCGCAGCAGAGUAUCAAGCUUCCGUACCUCCUCUAUCUCAGCAACCGAGCUCAUCGAUGCCUUCUUCUCGUUGUUUGACACUUCCAGCACAGAGCUAGGCAAACUCGUCAAGGAGCUCGCCGAUAUUUACGAAGAUGAAUCAAAGCGCUCCGAGCUUUUACGUGCUUGGAACGAUUGGCGCGCCAUUAACGAAGACUAUCCCGCUCUUCCAGGCCCCGGUGGUCUCCUACCAGGCAUGUCCCCUGGCACCGUCAACACCGGCGGCAGUCGUGUUCUACGCCUGAAGUCAUCAACGGCCCGAUCUUCGCGCUCUGCUGUCGGCAAAAGCGGCUCCCUCCCAACAGCCCCCUCUAACCCCUUCCCCCCUCUCUCUGCUGCAGCUGGUCCUUCCCGACGUGGAAAGGCUGCCGCCGCAACACCCUGGGCCUCAGCACCCCCACCUCCCCCCGUGGCCCGUCCCGCAGCUCGCCCUGUACUCCCAACCCCUACCAGUUCCUACUCAGCCCCAUCCUCAAGCCGUGCUCCUGCUGCCCCGGCUCCCAGAACUGCCGAUGCAUUCCCCUCUCUUCCAGCCGCGCCCAAGCCCAAUGUACUGAUGGCCGGCAAGACGCGUGGCACAGUUCGCUGGAAUAAUAACCUUGGCCCCGCCACGAACGCAUGGGACUCGAACCCAAGUUCUGGUACUGCCUCUCCUGCUGAGCCGAACUAUGACAAUGAAGCUAGUUCCGGUAAGAAGGGCAAGAAGGGCAAGGGAAAGCAAACCCUGUUCCAUUUUGGUUAA